Molecule: messenger RNA, 3101 nt
Organism: Colletotrichum scovillei
Lineage: Eukaryota; Fungi; Ascomycota; Sordariomycetes; Glomerellales; Glomerellaceae
Exons: 1
Coding region: 727-2295 (522 amino acids)
Source: RefSeq, a predicted model, not a curated record
CUCUCUUUCUCCUGCCUCCUGCCUCCUGCCUCCUGCCUCUUCCCCCGCUCCAAAAAACCCAACGCUACAACCGGAUGCAACUUCACCCUAAACAUUUGCCAGAAUACUCUUUUUCUUGCUUCCCCCCCUUUUUCUGAUUUCCCCUUCCAUCGCUUUUGUCUCAUUCCUCCUCCACCUUUCUGCUCCUCUUCUCGAGAGAAAUCUGCAAUCGCUGCGGGGAAUCCAGUUUGCAACCUUGUCUGCGCAUCUCGAGGCGAUCCGGAUUGCUUCCUCACAGAACUCGCUCCACCACGCCGCAGUCACGCUACUCGAAUAUACUACAGUAGACACUCACACACCUCAAUCGCCCGUAUCUGCCUGUCUCAACUUAACCCAUCUCCACCUCCCGAGACCGCCCAUUGCCCAUUUGGAAGGACACAGUUCCAAAACGAACGAUUCGCACAUUUGCUAAAACAACCUACCUGCAUAUUCUCUCCUCGCCCGCGAACCACAUCCCGGUCAGGAACAGCACUCGACAUAUCUCUCUCUCCCACACGCGACGUCCGAUACCAGCUAACCAUGCCUCCGCAUCCGCUGAUCUGACUUUUUUUCCCACCCCAAACCCCAUCCUGCCGCACGACAUAGCAACGCCGACUUACCCUUCAAAACUACUACCCUGGCAGCUCAUGCUGCUAUCUCGUUGUACAUAUAUUUAGCCCGUCGCGCAAUCCGCGACCUCCAGUGAAGAUGGGUUCAGGGAAGACCCCUCCUCAAGACCACUCCGGUUCAUCUCAAUCCCGCCAUCAUCCCCCAGGUGCUCGUCCCGGAGGUGCCCCCGCGGCUACUCAAUUCCCUUCCUCUCUCGCGUCCAAGAGAACCUCGCGAGACUCUAUAUCAUUUGCAUUUCCCCCGCUCUUCCAGCCCAACACGUCCUCGACAUCUCUUGUUCCCUCGACGGCUGAGGGAAAGCCGAUUCCCCUCGACGAUAGCACCGCCGCACAUCGUACUUCUGCCCUGCGCGAGCUGAACAGCAACUACCCUUCCCGCCAUCGCUACGCCAAGUCUACCGGUGCCCAGAGCAGUACAUAUUCUCAGCCCGUCAUUGUAAGAACAUACUCUGGGUCUCACAGCCGGCCCACCAGUACCAGUCGCAGUAACGGUGUAAGCGGAGGUGGUCUCGGCCCACGAACCGCCUCGUCCGUGGUGAGCGGCUCCGCAGCUUCUGUACGGCGCAUCAUAGCUCUUCGCACCACAUUCGGCGGGACCAAGUCUGCUCAGAAUGGAGGCUUGAGUAUGGCUAGAGGAAUGGCCAAGAAGCGCCUGGAGGGCCAGGAUGCCCUAGCCAAGCUCCCGCCUGUGGAGGCUUAUAGCUUCAAGAGCAUGAUGGCCAACAUUGAGGCAGAGGAGGGAGAGAAUAACAUCAACGCCGACCUCGAUCGAAUUGCCGAGAUAUGUGCCCGAUCGCGAUACUCAUUGAGUAACCAGUACGAGGUUCAUGUUGCACCUCACGGAUCCGGCGCGUCUUUCACAAGCCGCGCAUCGUCUUCCAGGCGCCAGCGCCAGAAUGCUGGUCCAACACUGGAAGCCGUUGUAUCGGAUGAAGAGCGCAGGCAUAAGAAGCGACGGAGUACUGGCCGGAGGAGAAGUAUAGCAAUGGGAACCUUGGAGACGAUUAUGUCUUCCAGUCGGUCUUCCGAGGAGGACAAGUCGAAAAAGAAGUCGGCCGCAGAGAUCACCGCCGAGGUGCGAGGCAGGGCCGCACGCAAGUCUUCAGGCAGCACGACGCCCACGUCGUCGGUCAGCGAAGGCGAGGGACAGUCAAGCAAGAAUCAGAAGGACCAGCCGCCGCCACUAGUCAGGAGGAAGUCCUCAUCAUUCGCCACGGCCAUGUUAGAGAGUACACGACAGUCCGUGGCCACCAACAAGCCUGCCUCGCCCCGAAGCUCAGCAACAGCUUUAGUCAGCGAGCCGGCUUUGCCAAAAACGUCGACAAGCCAUCUUGAAGUUCGGACGGAUGUCGACGAGAGCGUGGUGCAUCGCCAUGUCCACAAAGGAUCGGACGAAAGUCAUCGAGCCGAUACAUCUGGGCCCCAGCACCACGAGACAUCAGCCCAGCCUGAUCAGACGAAGACACCGACGGGUCUUCUGGCCGGGCUGACUGGAUGGGUGCCGUGGAGAUUGCCGCCUGUCGUGGGACUCGGCUCAGCGUCUGCUCAGGGCGGCGUGUCGCGAAGCCAUGCUGAGGGCAGCUUACGCGAAUUGCUCAAAACGGCGGAGUUCAAGAACAAGGGGAAGGGCGUCGAGGGUCAGUCAUGAGACUUCGGUGCAUCGGAUGGCAUUGCACAUUAUGGGCAGCGAGGCCCGGUUCGAUGCUGACAAGCGCGAUGCUGAGCACUUUCGAACAAAAGAAGUGACAUGACGAGGUGCUACUGGGCUUGAUCGCCUCGGUAUCAAAAAAAGGGACGGCGAGAAAUGACCAAAAAAGAGACCUGAUUCUGAUACCCACAUAUAAAGCGGAAGGCUAUACACAAAAAAUCACAGACCGGAGACGAUGACCCCGACAGAAUAGGGGUUGCGGCUCAUCAAAACUGUAAGCAGUACAACUUCGCACAACAACACGAAGAAUGAUUUGACGACUUUUACGAUACACACACACACAAGAAUGAGAGGACAUGAUAUUUUGGGGAACGGACUGGGUCAAAGAGGGAACGGUGGCUGUGUUUAAUCUAUUUUUUCAGAUUGAGAAUUGAGAUGUAAAGGCGUUCAACCCAUUUGAAGUACUGCUUGAAGCUAAGUGUGCACCAGGACGUGGUGUUGUCAGUGAUUGGAAUGACGCUUGGCAUGGCAUCUCUUACGAUGAACGUUCACUGUGCUCGUUGCCUCACUCGCACCGAGGUCGGCGAGAGUACGGAUACAGAUCGGAAACAUCACAAUGACCGUCAAAGUAUCCGCAGUGGCAAAGUUCCGUCAUCAUCAUCGUCUCCUGGUAUAUUCUUCUUUCUUACACUACGUCGACCAAAAACGUGUACCACAAUUCUCGGAACAACUAUUUUCGAAGACAACUCACCCAAGCCGUCUCGUGAUGAUGAUAAGAAGCCAAGCUUGCAGGCAAGGCCCCUCCC